Messenger RNA from Alexandromys fortis (reed vole), 2513 nucleotides. Its product is annotated as apolipoprotein L2-like. The transcript is spliced from 8 exons. NCBI's taxonomy places the organism in Eukaryota, Metazoa, Chordata, Mammalia, Rodentia, Cricetidae. The record is from RefSeq and is a predicted model, not a curated record. Bases 1126 to 2124 code for a protein of 332 amino acids. Gene Ontology annotation, cellular component: extracellular region; membrane. Gene Ontology annotation, biological process: lipoprotein metabolic process; lipid transport. Gene Ontology annotation, molecular function: lipid binding.
CCACGUUACUUUAGGAGCCAAAAGGGGAACGAGGGAGUCUGCCAUGGAAGAUGUUGAGGGCUUCUGAGAAGAAACAAGCAUGGUGGUUCCAGGAGCAGAACAGGGCUAGAGGCUGAAGAAGCCAUGAAAGCAGAUACCCGGGUGCCAGAUUGCUGAAUGCAACUACACCGCUGUCUGCAUCCAAGACCCCAGGAUGGGGGCCAUGCCGAGGUAGAGGAGGAAGAAAUGUUCUGUUGAGAGAGUGUGUGGACAGAGCAGGGACAUUUAGGGGGUGAUCUAUGGAGGGCCCACAAUCUGUCAUGGCAGAUCUUUGCUGCUCAAGCUCACAGAGAAGUCCCCAUUCAAGAUGCUAUGGACUGAGAAAGGCUUGGGAUGUCAAGCAGAAAGAUGAAGCUGCCCCUUACCGGGAUACUGUUGCGCAGCCAGUGAGCAGACGCACAGGGAAGAUUCCAAUUCAACCAGGGGAAGGUUUUUCUGACAGCGGCAGUCGGGUCACACGGAAUGAGGCUGUUCUGUUUGGUUUGGGCACCAUAUAAGACUGGGUGACAUUUCCUGUGAGGGACAGACUCACAGUCCUAUAGCCCUGGAAGCUGCUUGGAGGGUCAGUGAGGAAAGGCUCCACCAAAGGGAAUCGAGACUUGCUGAGAGCUUCUAUCUGCCCCACUUGGAGAGUUUGUGCACAGCAAGGGAGUAGAGGCUCCCAGCCUGGGCUUCCAGCUGACCAUCAGAAUGGAUGGAUUGGGAUCACCUACACAUCGUCCUGGCUCCCAUCCAGAGGAUGCGGAUGCUAAGAUGCUCUUUGUGUAGCAGAUUAGCGCAUGGGGGAGGUGGUGGUCUAAAGGAAGCGUGAAGGAGACCUGGCCUUUCCAAUCUCUUUUCCCUUCGUUUAUUUUGUGAUACUAGGGGUUAGCUCCAGGACCUACGCCCACUGAUACUUUCUCAUUGGGCUAUGCCACAAGCACAGAGUGACACCGAAACAGGAAAAUCAGAGUGAUGUGGGAGCCAGGAACAAGCAAGUGGCCUCCCUGAACAAGAGUACAGACAUUUCAACCAAGGACCCACAGAGAGCUGUGCAUAAAAACUGAGAGAGACCCCACACCUGUCUUCAGGGACCCUGCAGCCCUCAUGGCCUCCAAAGUAUUGAGAAAACCCUUCAUCCAGGAAGUCACUAAGUAUCUGCAGGACUCAGCAAGCAGAAGAGACCUGCAGUUCCUGUUGGCCGAAAAAGACGCUUGGAAGGUGUUGGUGGCAGAGGCUGAAUUGUCCAGAGAUGAGGAAGCUGCACUGCGGAAGGCUCUGGAGCAGCUCCCAGUCGUGGAGGACAAAGAACGGCUUCAAAAAGAACUGCAGGACAGGAAGAGGUUUGUGGAAGAAUUUCCUCAGUUGAAAAAGAAGAUAGAGGGAAACAUCAGGAAGCUCCGAGCUCUGGCUGACCACCUUGACCGGGUGCACAAGGGCUGCACCAUCUCCAACGUGGUGACCAACACCACUAGAGUUGCCUCUGGAGUCCUGGGCAUCCUGGGUCUAUCUCUGGCACCUGUGACAGCAGGGGGCAGUCUGCUGCUCGCAGCCACUGGGGUGGGGCUGAGGGCAGUGGCUACUGUGGCCAGUACUGCCACUGUAGCUGUGGAAGAAACAAGCAAGUGGUCAGAUGAAGCCAAAGCCAAGCGCCUGUUGUCAGACACCAUGGAUACUAUGAAGAAAGUUCUUGACCUGGGGAAUAUUGCUCUCACACUUUAUAAAACGUUCUGUGGUGUCUUCAAUGAAUUGAAAAUCUUGGGACAAAACAUCCGUGCCAUUAGGGUAGCCAUAGCCAACCCUCACUUAGUGGCAGAUAGCAAGCUCCUCAUGACUGCUGGAAGAAUCUCUGCCCAACAAGCUAGUCAGGUGAAGAAUGUCUUUAAAGGCACUGCUCUGGCAAUGACCAAAAAGGCCCAAAUCAGAGGGGCAGCCACUGCAGGUGUCUUCCUGGCAGUCGAUGUGUAUGACCUUGUAAGAGAAUCUAUGCAUUUACAUGGUGGAGCAAAGUCAGAGUCAGCCAAAGAACUGCGGGCGCUGGCUCAGGAGCUAGAGAACAAGGUGAGAGAGAUUGCCAAGAUCCACAAGACCCUCCAGGUUUCUUAGUGACAGCUUCCCCUGAGCAACCCAGAGGUCAGCUGAGAUGACUUAGACCAACUAGAGGCACUGAGGCAUUUUUCUGGAGGAAGAAUGAGGUAGUUAGUCUUAACCGUCAUCUCGACACAAUCUAGUAUCCUGUGGGAAGGCAAUCUCGAUGAUUGUCUAGCUCAAGUUGUCAUGCUUGGGAGGGAUUUUUCUUUAUGACUCUGUUCUCUAGGUAUGGUUCUGAACUGUAUAAGGAAAAGCAGGCUGUGCACCAGUAAGCAUGCAUGCAGGAACUCACUUCUCAUUGCGCUGGACUGUGGAUGCAUUGUGACUAGUUGCUUUGACGUUCUGCCUUGACUCCCUCAGUGAUGGACUAUAGCCUAGAACUAUAAGCUGAAUAAAAGCUUUCU